This is a messenger RNA of Cuscuta epithymum, 1881 nucleotides long. Lineage: Eukaryota; Viridiplantae; Streptophyta; Magnoliopsida; Solanales; Convolvulaceae. The record is from the annotation of a GenBank genome assembly.
AUUAUUUUCAACAGAAGGGGAAAUUAAAGAAAUCGAAAGGAGAAAGCAAAAAAAAAAAAAAAUAGAAGAGAAAUUGGGAGAAGGCGGUAUUGUCCGGUAAUAAUUGGGCAACUACCUUACCCUAACCCCGGGAAGAACAUCCCAUUCCUUUUUCGGACUUUUGUUUCUUUUUUCCCCUAAUUCUGAACAAAGAAGAAAAAUCAUCCAAUCUCUCACACCCAACUGAAACAAAAGUCCCAUAAUUUUGUGAAAUCUUUACGACAAAAUAACAUAUCUUCCCUUCAAAUAAUCUCAAGGAACAUAUAUGAUGAAUGCCAUGCAUAUAUGCACAUACAUGCAUAUAUGAUAUAUAUUUAUUGCAUUAUUAUUAUUGAUUGAUUAAUUAUUAAUCUUAGUCCUGCAUUUCCAUUCGUCGUGGUCAGCCUCCAUCUGUGAUGUUAUUUCGACACGAAAACAAUUGAAAGAGUGAUCAGGAUUCAGGAGCAUGAAUUCAUUGGAAUUGUAACAUUGUGAUCUGGAUUCUUUGAAUUCAGAGGGUAAAAUGUCUAUUCACCAGGGCAACUCAGAAGGCAACAAUGUUUCAGGCUCCUGCCUCUAUGAGCUUCUACAAUUGGAAAUCACUCCAAGCUUUCGCCGUCAAUUGGAAAUGCAUGACCGUUCUCUAAGUCCUCGGGUUAGAUUGCAGGCUUUGAUGAAAGAGCCAGGCAAUAGAUAUUGCGCAGAUUGUGGAUCUCCAGAGCCCAAAUGGAUAUCUGUGAGUCUUGGAGUGGCUAUAUGUAUCAAGUGUUCUGGUGUACAUAGAAGCCUUGGGGUCCAUAUAUCAAAGGUUUUAUCAGUGAGCCUUGAUGAGUGGACAAAUGAGCUGGUAGAUUCUCUGGUGGAAAUGGGCGGAAAUGCCGUUGCAAAUUUGAAAUAUGAAGCUGCCAUUCCAGAGAAUUAUAAAAAGCCAAAACCAGAUUCAUCCAUAGAAGAACGCACUGACUUUAUAAGGAGAAAAUAUGAACUUCAGCAAUUUUUGAACUACGACCUAGAGAUGAUAUGCCCAUUUUCAUCUUCAGCGUCAUCUUAUUGUGAUUCAUUAGCAUAUUAUUCUAGCCCAUCCCUAGAGAGGAAAUGUCAAUAUGAGAAGCAACCAAGUGGUCAUCGGAACCACCACGGUGGUUUCGGACACGCAUUUCGCCACAGUCGAAAAAGGAAAGAUUCUGACCACCAGCGGAGUAGGAAAAGCAGCUCUAUGGCAGGUAUGGUCGAAUUCAUCGGGCUUGUAUCAGUCAAUGUGGUGAGAGGGACCCACCUCGCUGUUCGGGAUGUUGUAACCAGCGAUCCUUACGUUAUUUUGUCAUUGGGAGCCCAGUCAGUGAAGACGCGUGUCAUAAAAAACAAUCUAAACCCGGUAUGGAAUGAGAAGCUGAUGCUAUCAAUCCCAGACACCAUUCCUCCUUUAAAAGUGGUAAAGAAGCAUUUUCAUUUCUUUUUGAAUAUAUAGUGAUACACGUGAUAUGAAGUUGAGUUUGGUGGUGGAACGAUUCUGCGUGCAGCUAGUGUACGACAAGGACACGUUCACGACAGACGAUUUCAUGGGGGAAGCUGACAUUGACAUUCAGCCACUUGUGGUGGCUGCAAAAGCAUCCGAGGGCUCAAGUCCGGAGGAGGCUGCUCAUUUGGGGAAAUGGGAGGCAAGCAGAGAGAACACACUGGUGAGGGAUAGUAUUAUAAAGCUGGUGGAGGGGAAGGUCAAACAAGAGAUAUCUAUAAGGCUUCAGAAUGUUGAGAGGGGUGUCCUAGAGAUUGAGCUGGAAUGUGUUCCUCUCACUCAAUAGAAGUCCUAAAGGGGAAGGAAAAUUUUGUGUAUAAUGUGGAGUGUGGAAUACCCUUUUUGAA